AUGCUUUUCGACGACACAGCUUCUAGUGGCCCUUCGACACCGCGCUCAUCGCAAUCAUCGUUGAACUACCAAUACAAUACAUCGCCAUCCUCUACCUCUUCACCACUAAGACCUCAACGAUCGAGCCUGAAGCCCAGUCUCAAAUCUUCCGAGUCGGUGACUAUGGCAUCUAAUAGGAGAUCAUCACCACCAGCGGUGAGGUUCGCAGAGCCAGAUCCGUUGCCAAAAUCACAGACCUGGCCGAGAGCAAGACCAAAGACUAUCCAGCUACCCGAACCUCUCGUCAACAAAAUACCGAAUCCUCUCACAAAGACUCAAUAUCAUCAUAUACCAUCGUUCACAAGUCCAACCGCGACCUUGAUGGAACAAAUCGAUAACUUUCAAGCUUGGGGAACACCGAUAUCGCCAAAUGUUAAACGACCAGUCUCUCUUCCCGUACGUCCAAACGGAUCUCUUAAAGUUGUUAGGAAACGAGUAAGCAGCCUCAAAGCCAGAUCAACUUCCUAUCAAGAGCCCGAUUCAAGAUGGGAGGGGAUUCCGUUGCCGGCUCACUUUACACCGCCAACCCUAGGCUUAAGAUCACGAGUAGUUUCCUACCAGUCUACCAAGUCAAUCAAGUCUACCAAAUCCGCCAACCUACGUAUCUCUACGCAAUCUGCUCCAGCAGUCUUGGAGCCCUCGGUAUCCUCCCCGCCAGGUCAAUACAACCCUCUCGAUCACUACAUACCUUGCCUGUAUCCCUCGUGCACCUUGCACUAUACACCUGCCCGUACGGGAUCGAACUACUACCUCCCUCAGAGCCCGUACAACAUGUCUCGUCUUCAUGGCUACUGCCCACGCCAUGCCAGCCAAGAUUUGAACCAGGCUAACAUAGCAUGCAAGCGCGAAUACGAGAACUUACGCCAGAGUGCGGGACGGAAGACCCUGGGCGUUAUAGCUGCAGAGUUUGAAAUACUGAAAGAGGGCCUCAGGCGGGAACGCCGACGCAAGGAUGCCGCACUAGUACAAGAGCAGAAGCAAAUAGUGUUGGGCGUGCCUCCGAUACCCCUAAACCAGAAAAAUCAUGACGCAAAAGGAAAACUCAGAGUCCAAGAAGCCGCAUGGGAUUGGCGCUAUACACUCCGUCCCUGCACAUCUUCACACUGCAAGGCCUACUACACACCUUACUCAAACCAUUACACUUAUUAUCGUACACCGAUAUCCGGCUUUCUGCCACAAGAGACUCUUUGCUCUGCUUGCGCGAAGACAGAGCUCGAAGGCUUUGUCGACAAGAUUAAAGAGAAGUGGGAAAGCAGGUGCGAAUGGGACCAUAGGGAAUGGCAUGAUUGGUACACCAACGCUUGUAACGACCGCACUAUGGAGCAAGAAUAUUGGAUCGAGGCCCAAGAAAAAUGUGUCCGGGAUAGGGGGCCUCCAAAAUGGGUGGGCAGGCUGAAAGAAACCGUUGUAGUAGAGGAGGAUGUCGUUGAAUUGAAGAAAGAGAGAAAGAGCUUGAUGAGGAAGUGGUUUGGAAGUAUGUCUACGUAG
This is a messenger RNA of Alternaria atra, 1527 nucleotides long. RefSeq lists its product as uncharacterized. NCBI's taxonomy places the organism in Eukaryota, Fungi, Ascomycota, Dothideomycetes, Pleosporales, Pleosporaceae. The coding region runs from base 1 to 1527 and encodes 508 amino acids. The record is from RefSeq and is a predicted model, not a curated record. The transcript has a single exon.